CCCCCGCCGUCAUGAAAGCCGCCCAACGCCAUGAACAUCGGCCGCCGCCAUGACGCCCUCCCGGACCGCGACCCCCGCAGCAACGCCGCCACAGCCGCCUCGGCAGCCGGUGUGCGUGCCCUGAGCGCCCAGGUCGUCGCCUUUUACUUUCGCGCUCCCGCAAAGGCGUUUUUCCGCACCAGGGUGGAUUACCUCGCUUAUGCGAGGACUAUUCACCAAGCCAGGACGAAGCGGCUCAUGAAGGCUGUUAUGAGUGAUGCUAAUGCUUCGCCGCUUACUGUGUUUUUGAAGAGGAGUUGGUUGUUGUUGAGAAGUACGACGCCGGGUGUGUUGACUUCGGCUAUUAGUCAACAGGGAUGGGGGAUUAUUCCUCAUCAGAUUUUACCGCCUCUUAUUGCGAAUGUUGGUGUUGGUGCUGUGUUGUAUACGAGUUACCUGCAAAUCCUAGGACGUCUACACGAAGAGAGUGGCCAAGCGAGAAAGAGGGUGUAUCCUCCACCGCAACCAGUGCACACCUUUACAGCAGGUCUACUCGCGGGUGGUUUACAGAGCGUUGUCGCAGCUCCGCUGGAUGCCCUCCAGGCAAGGUACGACCACCGUGAUAUGAUGCCCAACGACGGCAGUGGCAAGCCUCGGAGUAUGUGGACGUUUGGCUCUGAGAAGCUGCGUGAAAUUGGUCUGAGGGGAAUAUUUGCUGGAUGGGGACUUUCCCUCGCAAAGGACAGUCUAGGGAGCGCCAUCUUCUUCAGUAUAUUCGAGUACGUCAAGGCGCAGGGUUAUUAUCGCUUUGUAACCUGGUACUAUGGUGGUCUUGCGGAGGACAUUGUCGACGUGCUCGCCAUGAAGCGGCCAACUCACCAACACAAAAACGAGGGCAUCACACUCAUCCGACCUCAUUAUACGAUCGAGCCAAUGUUUCUCCUCAUGGCCGGCAUCAGCGCCUCCUUCUCCCAACAAGUCCUCCUCCACCCCCUGACACACUUCCAAGUCAAGCACUGGGACCACCUCGAAGACCUCGACGCAAAAGCCGCCAAGCUGCGCGCCUCGGCAGUAGCAAACCCCGACAAACCACGUCGGCACUGGAGGAUGCUUCGAGCCUAUUACCACGCGUAUCAAGAGUCUCUCGCGGUCUGCACAGCCGAGGCGAAGAGCGAAGGUCUAAGCCUGACAAAGUGGCUGUACCGAGGAUUCUGGUGGAACGCGAUCCGGCAGGUGCCGAGCACGAGUGCGGGAUUGAUCAUCUUUGAGCUGAUUCGGCGCAAGUAUGGAUUUGGACAGGAGGAGGUGAGGAUCACCAAGGAUGGGUACGAUAUUCUUCUCCACUGA
Fusarium vanettenii 77-13-4 is the source of this 1326-nucleotide messenger RNA. RefSeq lists its product as uncharacterized. The coding region runs from base 31 to 1326 and encodes 431 amino acids. The record is from RefSeq and is a predicted model, not a curated record. The transcript is spliced from 2 exons. Gene Ontology annotation, biological process: mitochondrial L-ornithine transmembrane transport. Gene Ontology annotation, molecular function: L-ornithine transmembrane transporter activity. Lineage: Eukaryota; Fungi; Ascomycota; Sordariomycetes; Hypocreales; Nectriaceae.